This is a messenger RNA of Drosophila innubila, 2645 nucleotides long. RefSeq names its product probable ATP-dependent RNA helicase DDX23. Lineage: Eukaryota; Metazoa; Arthropoda; Insecta; Diptera; Drosophilidae. Gene Ontology annotation, biological process: mRNA splicing, via spliceosome. The record is from RefSeq and is a predicted model, not a curated record. Gene Ontology annotation, molecular function: RNA binding; ATP binding; RNA helicase activity. The transcript is spliced from 2 exons. Gene Ontology annotation, cellular component: catalytic step 2 spliceosome. Bases 67 to 2580 code for a protein of 837 amino acids.
CUGUUUUGUUUUCGCUUAAACGUUUAGUAGCUGCGAUAAAUUACAUUUUUCAGUAAAAACGGAGAAAUGGUGAAUGAUAAAAAGCGACGCUCGCGUUCUCGGGAACGCUACAGGGACGAGCGUCCCGUCGGCGCAGUCGAUAGAGACAGAGAGCGCGAACGAGAGCGUAACCGGGACAGAGAUCGUCUGAGGGAGAGAGAGCGAGAGCAACGCGACAGACAAUUCGAUAGGGGGGAGAAGGACAGACGCCACCGGCGCUCACGCUCCAGGGAGGAUCGUGCUAGACGCGUUGGUCGUUCGCCGGAGCGACAGCGUCCUGUACGUGAACGUUCUCGCGAGCGUGGAGCACGCAAUGGCGAGCCGGAAAAGAAGCCCAAAUUGGAUGCAUCAGCAACGUCAACUGCAAGCACGGCUGCUAAGCCAGAAGAUGAGCAGCAAGACGAGAAAACUGACGUGAAGGUAAAAAAGGAGCCGCUGUCUCUGGAGGAGCUGCUGGACAAGAAAAAGCGAGAGGAGCAGGCGCGCAGCAAACCCGUUUUCCUCACAAAGGAGCAGCGUGCCGCCGAGGCAAUCAAGCGACGGCAGGAGGAAGUGGAGCGUAUGCGUGCCGCGCAAGAUGCGGCCAGGGAGCAAAUGCAAUCGGCCAACAGCAAGUCAAUUGCAGGCAUUGCCACAGCGUCAGCACCUCCGCCCAUUUCCAUGCCGCCUUCAGCGCCCACAAAGUCAGAGAGACGCGAGCGCGGUGGAGAACGAGGAGAGCGUGGCGGAGGCGGUGGAGGCGGCGGCGGAGGAGAACGUGAUCGCGACAGAGACAGCAAGCGUGUCGAGGAUUUGACGCACAAGGACAAGGAAAAGGAGCUGGAAGCCAUACGCGAACGUUAUCUGGGCAUUGUGAAGAAGAAGCGACGUGUGCGUCGUCUCAAUGAUCGCAAAUUUGUGUUUGACUGGGAUGCUGGCGAGGAUACCUCCAUAGAUUACAAUAAUCUCUACAAGGAGCGUCAUCAUGUCCAGUUCUUUGGACGCGGCAACGUCGCUGGCAUAGACAUCAAGGAACAGAAGCGCACACAGAGCAAAUUCUACGGGGAUUUGCUGGAAAAGCGUCGCACCGAAGCGGAAAAGGAGCAGGAAAAGGUGCGACUCAAGAAGAUGAAGCGCAAGGAGGACAAACAAAAGUGGGACGAUCGCCACUGGUCCGAAAAGGAUAACGACGAGAUGACCGAACGUGAUUGGCGCAUCUUUCGCGAGGACUACAAUAUUACCAUCAAAGGCGGCAAAAUCCCCAAUCCAAUUCGUAGCUGGAGCGAGUCUGGUUUUCCACAAGAAAUCACUGACAUCAUCGACAGCGUGGGCUACAAGGAACCGACUCCCAUUCAGCGUCAAGCCAUUCCCAUUGGUCUGCAAAAUCGUGAUAUUAUUGGCGUGGCCGAAACAGGAUCGGGUAAAACUCUCGCUUUUCUCAUUCCACUGCUCUCGUGGAUUCAGUCGCUGCCGAAGAUUGAGCGCUUGGAGGAUGUGGAUCAGGGUCCAUAUGCCAUUAUAAUGGCGCCCACUCGCGAGUUGGCACAACAGAUCGAAGAGGAGACCAUCAAAUUCGGUCAACCGCUGGGCAUUCGCACCGUUGUCGUCGUCGGAGGCUUGUCCAGGGAGGAGCAAGGCUUCCGUUUACGCUUGGGAUGUGAGAUUGUCAUUGCGACGCCGGGUCGUCUGAUAGAUGUGCUGGAGAAUCGCUACCUGGUGCUGAAUCAGUGCACAUACAUUGUCUUGGACGAGGCGGAUCGUAUGAUUGACAUGGGUUUCGAGCCGGAUGUGCAAAAGAUUCUUGAGUAUAUGCCUGUGACCAAUCUCAAACCCGACACGGAGGAAGCCGAGGAUGAGAAGAAGCUUAUGGAGAACUUCUACUCAAAGAAGAAGUACAGGCAAACCGUGAUGUUUACGGCGACUAUGCCGCCGGCUGUGGAGCGCUUGGCACGCUCCUAUUUGCGUCGUCCUGCCACCGUUUAUAUCGGAUCCGUGGGCAAACCGACGGAGCGCACCAACCAGAUAGUUUACAUGAUGGGCGAGAACGACAAACGCAAGAAGCUCAUGCAGAUCCUCUCGGCGGGCAUCGAGCCGCCUGUCAUCAUCUUCGUGAACCAGAAGAAGGGCGCCGAUGUCCUGGCCAAGGGAUUGGAAAAGCUUGGUUACAAUUCCUGCACAUUGCACGGCGGCAAAGGACAGGAGCAGCGUGAAUAUGCAUUGGCAUCACUUAAAUCUGGCUCUAAGGAUAUAUUGGUUGCCACCGAUGUGGCAGGUCGUGGUAUCGACAUCAAGGAUGUCUCCCUCGUUAUCAACUACGACAUGGCCAAGUCCAUUGAGGAUUAUACACAUCGUAUUGGACGUACGGGACGUGCGGGCAAGACUGGCGUGGCCAUUUCUUUCGUCACCAAGGACGACAGUGCUCUCUUCUACGACUUGAAGCAGUGCGUCACCGCCAGUCCGGUUUCUGUGUGUCCGCCAGAGCUCACGAAUCAUCCGGAGGCGCAGCACAAGCCCGGCACAGUGGUCACCAAAAAGCGACGCGAGGAAAAAAUAUUUGCUUAAGAUAAUUGGACUGAUAACGUCUCGGUUUAAACAAUAAAAACAUAACAAAAUUAAAGAUAAAACUA